Molecule: messenger RNA, 1596 nt
Organism: Dacryopinax primogenitus
Lineage: Eukaryota; Fungi; Basidiomycota; Dacrymycetes; Dacrymycetales; Dacrymycetaceae
Exons: 1
Coding region: 1-1596 (531 amino acids)
Molecular function (GO): protein binding
Source: RefSeq, a predicted model, not a curated record
AUGUCUGCCCCAACCCCAACCCACCCUGCUAAUUCAUCUCACCAACAACCGGUGCAGCCCCAACCCCCGAUGCAUGUAACUCAGCCCACUUAUUUUAGCCAGCAAAUUCUUCCUCCAUUGCAUCCACCUUAUCCAACUCCUCACUUCGCACCGAUCAUGAACCCCGGCCCGCUGGUUUACCAUGGACAACAUCAUAUGCCGAUCCCCCAUCGACACAUGAUCCUAUUACACGCCCAGCGUUAUGCCAAGGAUGUCAAACGUAAGGCACUUGAUAUGGCCCAGGCGACGGAGUACUUCCACUUAUUGGGUCAAGCGGUCUUCAGCGCGCAAGGCAGACGAACACCCAUCGCUCGAAUGCCGGUAGAGGUACUGGCUCAAAUUUUCAACUGGGCGAAGGAUGAGCUCCCCAACGAGUACGCGUUUCAGUUCACCAUCGCAAGGGUGUGCAAACAUUGGCGCCGGAUCGUUUUCAGCGCGCCCUCCAUGUGGUCGGACUACGAUAUCUGGAACGACAUCACACUGAUGGAGGCGAAUCGUUUCAUCAUGAUGUACUCCAAGGCAACACGACUGAACAUCUCAAUCGAAGGCGUCUGGUGCCACGACGCCAGCAAUAUAUCGGCCGACGAGAUGUUCAAAUUUCUCAAGCGAUGGCAGCACAGAAUCGAGAAGCUGAACUUCCAGGGCUGCUCCCAUAUCAUUAAGGAGUCGUUCAUGAACGUUUUCCAGGAAAACUUGAGAAUCCGGGACAUGUCCCUCCGGAUCGCUGCGUGCGGUGUAAAACACCUCGAAAUGGCAGACGGGCCUAUACCGAGGCUGGAAACUUCCUUAGAACGCCUGUUCAUCGACUUGGAGAAUCCUCGAAUAGUGCAAAUCAACGCACCGGCUCUCAAGAAGUUGAUCAUCAAUGCACGCCGGUCAAGCAUAGAAGAUAUAUUUCAGACCAUCAGAGAAUGUGGGCAUAUAGAGGAACUCACCCUGACAUUCAGUGACGACGUUCACUGGUCAUACGAAACAGAUAUGGAGAGCAAGUGGCUUGAGCUCCCUAACCUGCGGAAUCUGCGGCUCCAGGACCUGCCGGUGCUUGUCUGGGAGAAGAUGAGGGUGCUAUGGACACCAAGAUUGGAUAUUUUGACGAUUAUCGGCGAUCAACGCAACGGCUACGCGCCGGAUCCGAGGUUCCAUGUCCCUUUCCUCUUCCUGCUGCAGCACAAUCGCACCCUCCGAGAGGUGCUCUUUGAUAUCGACAACAUCGACCUGAUGCCGUUGGUGGAACGAAUGACGGACACGAACAAAUAUUCAAUGUUGCCUAAUCUGGAGAUGUUCGGAGUGCGUUCGCGGCGGACCGGACCAGUGAACUAUCGUUCGCACUGGGCUGGCCCCAUGGUCGACACGGUGUUUGAUCCGGUAUUAUGCCCCGUCAUUCGAGACUUCGCCAGGGCGCGUGCAGCAGGACCUCCAUGCUUUGGCCGCUUGAAGGAACUCUCGUUGUUCCCUCGUCCAGGGGCGCGGCAGAUGCCUGACAUGUUGACACUGCCGGGGGUGAAGCUCGACUUCACUCCUGCCACAUACAAGCGCGUGUCUUACCACGACCUGUAA